Messenger RNA from Vombatus ursinus (common wombat), 1965 nucleotides. RefSeq names its product hormone-sensitive lipase-like. Gene Ontology annotation, cellular component: cytosol. Gene Ontology annotation, molecular function: triacylglycerol lipase activity; sterol ester esterase activity. Lineage: Eukaryota; Metazoa; Chordata; Mammalia; Diprotodontia; Vombatidae. The annotation marks the transcript as partial. Gene Ontology annotation, biological process: triglyceride catabolic process; cholesterol metabolic process. The transcript is spliced from 8 exons. The record is from RefSeq and is a predicted model, not a curated record.
UUCACUCCAGCCAUCCGGCCUUUCCUGCAGACCAUUUCCAUCGGGCUGGUCUCCUUUGGGGAGCAUUACAAACGCAAUGAGUCAGGGAUCGGCGUGGCUGCCAGCUCCCUCUUCACUGGCGGCCGCUUUGCUAUCGACCCGGAGCUGCGAGGGGCUGAGUUUGAGCGGAUCACCCAGAAUUUGGAUGUGCAUUUCUGGAAGGCCUUCUGGAACAUAACGGAGAUCGAGGUCCUGUCGUCUCUGGCCAACAUGGUGUCAGCCACGGUGCGGGUGUGCCGGGCCCUCAGCUUGCCCCCUCAAGCCUUCGAGCUACCCCUGGCCAACAACCCCCAACUCAAUGUCACCAUCUCGCCUCCAGUGGCCCACACAGGCCCGGGCCCUGUGCUGGUGCGACUCAUCUCGUACGACCUUCGCGAGGGCCAGGACAGCGAGGAACUGAACAUCCUGGCCCGGUCUGAGGGCCCCCGGACCCUGGAGCUGUGGCCUCGCACCCACCACGCCCCGCGCUCCAAGUCUCUGGUCAUCCACAUCCAUGGCGGUGGCUUCGUGGCGCAGACUUCCAAGUCCCACGAGCCCUACCUCAAGAGCUGGGCCCAGGAGCUGGGGGUGCCCAUCCUCUCCAUCGACUACUCCCUGGCGCCCGAGGCCCCCUUCCCUCGGGCCCUGGAGGAGUGUUUCUACGCUUACUGCUGGGCCCUCAAAAACUGUCACCUCCUGGGCUCGACGGGGGAGCGGGUGUGCCUGGCGGGGGACAGCGCUGGCGGCAAUCUCUGCUUCACUGUGUCCCUGCGGGCAGCGGCCUACGGUGUCAGGAUGCCCGACGGCAUCAUGGCUGCCUACCCAGCCACGAUGCUGCAGGCCUCGGCCUCGCCUUCGCGCCUCAUGAGCCUCAUGGACCCCCUGCUCCCCCUCAGCGUCCUCUCCAAGUGCCUCAGUGCCUAUGCCGGCGUAGAGCCCGAGGUCCAGGAGGCCCAGGAGCAGCAGGCCCUGGGCGUGAUGGGGCUGGUGAAGAGGGACACAGCCCUGCUGUUCCGGGACCUGCGGCUGGGGGCCUCCUCCUGGCUCAACACCUUCUUGGAACUGGGAGGCCGGCGACCCGCUGACAAAUCCCCGCCAGCAACAGAGACCAUGCGCCGGAGCGUGUCCGAGGCUGCCCUGCAGGAGCCCCCCAGCCUCCCCAAGGACUCCACUAAAAGUCUGACCUUACAAGACCUGAGCCUGGUGGGGGGCCCCACCCCCCCGGUCCUAUCCUCGUCAGAAGAGACCCUGCCAUCGGCCUCUCAGGAGGUGAGCUUCUUCCUGCCCCCCUCGGGGGCCGAGGACAAUGCCACGGAGGAGAAUGAGGACGAGGAGGAGGAGGAAGAGAGCGGGGAGAAUGUGGGCCACCUGGGCUCUGCCUUCCCCCACGGCUUCCAGCCCCGGCGCUCCAGCCAAGGCAGGGCCAACCUGUCCCUGCAGAUGUCCCCCAUUGUCAAGAACCCCUUCAUGUCCCCGCUGCUGGCCCCUGACUCCAUGCUUCAAUCCCUGCCCCCCGUGCACAUCGUGGCCUGCGCCCUGGACCCCAUGCUGGAUGACUCGGUGAUGUUCGCCCGCCGCCUUCGGGGCCUGGGGCGCCCCGUGAGCCUGCGGGUGGUGGAGGACCUGCCCCAUGGUUUCCUGAGCCUGGCAGCCCUGUGCCGCGAGACCCGGCAGGCCACCACACUGUGCGUGGAGCGCAUACGCUUCAUCCUUACGGGGACAGAGAUGCAGACGCCCGCGGUGCCCACCAAGCCUCAGUGGUCUGAGCAGUCCCAGACCAAGCAUUGCCCUCAGACCCCAGCCUCAACCACGAGCUCGCCCCCCGGCCCGCGGAGCCCAGGCUUGCCUCAGGCCCAGCCCUCCCGCCACUCGGGCCUCAGCCCUGCCCUCUCCUGACUAAAGGCCUCUGCUCUCUCUUGGUCAAUUUUGUUUUGCACUAAAGACUCG